Huiozyma naganishii CBS 8797 is the source of this 930-nucleotide messenger RNA. RefSeq names its product Pih1p (gene PIH1). The transcript has a single exon. The record is from RefSeq and is a predicted model, not a curated record. Gene Ontology annotation, biological process: box C/D snoRNP assembly; rRNA processing. Gene Ontology annotation, cellular component: cytoplasm; ribonucleoprotein complex; R2TP complex. The coding region runs from base 1 to 930 and encodes 309 amino acids. NCBI's taxonomy places the organism in Eukaryota, Fungi, Ascomycota, Saccharomycetes, Saccharomycetales, Saccharomycetaceae.
AUGUGUCUGAUAGAUAUGCAUGAUACGAUCCAAUUGGUACCGGUCCCGUUUUUCGUGGGGAAGGCCAAGUCGUUGAACCCACCACAGAGCAAAGUGUUCGUCAAUGUGUGCCAUAAUAAGGAGGUGCCGCCCCCUAGGGAGCCCUUUGCUGGGUUACAAACCUUUCAGAAAAUAAUGGCAAACCAAUGGGAGAUCCCCAUCGUCACAUCUCCCAAGAGGACAGAUGUAGACAAGAGUCAUCAACCUUGCAUUGUGUUUGACUGUAUUAUCAACACAGACAUUGUGGAACCUCUAGAGGAAUACGAAGACCUUCGAAAGAUCACCAUGGAAUGGUGUCUGGAGAGUAUAGAGCUGCGAGAGGAUAACUUGCUUAUUGACAGGGACUCGGUGAAGUUCCCCAAGAUGAAGUACAAGGGCCAACUACCACCAGCAUCUGUCACAAUGGAAAUACCGAGAGAAGACGGUACCCAAGAAUCUGAGGGAAACAACCCGAGCUCGUUGUUACAAUGGAAGGCAGAUACAGAACGAUUAGAGGAGCAAGAGACCACUUUGAAAACAUUAUUCCCGCAGGGACCUCCUCCGAAUAAGCCUCUGAUCCAGGAAAUAUCAAGGGAGCACCAGUUGAAACGAAAUGAAAGAGUGCAAAAUAUCCAAGAGAUAAAAGAGUCCUGCACCUUUGACGUGGCUAUGCGUAAGACAUACGACACUACUGAGUAUAAACUGCGUAUCAAAAUAGUCGGUUCAAUCACUAAACUACUGGCAGAUAACUUGGAAGUGAAGUACGACGCAGAUAAAAACCAACUGCUUGUUGAAUACGCAGCGUCUCCGGUUUUGAAGUUAGACCUCCCCAAUUUCAUCAAGGAAGAACACUAUACUGUGCGAAACUUCAAAACAUUUUUAGUAAGUAAUCGAAUAUAUAUUUUCGUUUAA